Aspergillus japonicus CBS 114.51 is the source of this 693-nucleotide messenger RNA. RefSeq lists its product as uncharacterized. The record is from RefSeq and is a predicted model, not a curated record. Lineage: Eukaryota; Fungi; Ascomycota; Eurotiomycetes; Eurotiales; Aspergillaceae. The annotation marks the transcript as partial. The transcript is spliced from 2 exons. Gene Ontology annotation, cellular component: mitochondrion.
UUUGACCCUUAUACCUAUACUAGUGGGCGGUGGCUUCGUGAUGAUGAGCUCGAAUAUUUUUCAUAUUACAUUGCAUUUGAUUUUGGCGCUCUGCGCAACCGGGUCCUUCAGCUUUGCCCUGCUGCGAGCUCAAUUGACAAUUGCAAAAAGCUUGAGGGGGGGGAGAGGGGGGGGGGGGAUUCAAAUAGAGUAUUUGUUUUCACCAUGAACAACUCAAGACAAAUAGUAGCUAGGUUGCCAUUCGCUCUUACCGGACUGGUGCGGUUAACCACUAGUUCUGAAGUCGCUACUAUUAGAUACCUACAAUUGAAGACAAACGUUCCAAUUCCAACCAUAAUUGACUGGAGUGACGACGUCAAAUCCCCGGACAAUCCCAUUGGCAGCGAGUAUAUUAUUAUGGAACAUGCCUCUGGUGUUCCACUGCACCAAAUAUGGGAUAGGAUGGCCGGUGAUCAGCGUGUCAGAUGCAUAAGCGCAAUAUUUCAGAAGAUGAAAGGUGCUACUGAUCUCAGGUUUCCCUCUUAUGGAAGUAUAUACUUCAAGGAUGGACCUGUGCAACCAAGCGCCAGACAGCCUCUGAAUGAGGAUUUCUGUAUUGGGCCACAUUGUGGCAGCCGCUACUGGCCUCUCAACGCUAGGCAGCGCCUGAAUUAUGGCCCUUGUAAGUGUUCUUAUAGCCUUUCUGUGAUAUGA